Messenger RNA from Austrofundulus limnaeus, 1251 nucleotides. It is a transcript of the gene snx3, whose product is annotated as sorting nexin 3. Gene Ontology annotation, cellular component: early endosome membrane; retromer complex. The record is from RefSeq and is a predicted model, not a curated record. Bases 34 to 522 code for a protein of 162 amino acids. Gene Ontology annotation, molecular function: phosphatidylinositol-3-phosphate binding. The transcript has 4 exons. Lineage: Eukaryota; Metazoa; Chordata; Actinopteri; Cyprinodontiformes; Rivulidae. Gene Ontology annotation, biological process: late endosome to Golgi transport; endocytic recycling.
AGGAUACCUAUCCGCUAGAAAGGACAGGGAGAAAUGGCUGAUGCUAUAGCUGAUACAAGAAGGCUCUACACUAAGCCUCAAAACCUUAAUGACGCCUAUGGACCUCCGAGUAAUUUUCUAGAAAUCGAUGUGAGCAACCCUGAGACGACCGGGGUUGGCAGAGCGAGAUACACAACCUAUGAAGUCAGACUGAAGACCAAUCUACCGAUCUUCAAGCUGAAGGAGUCUUGUGUUCGAAGGCGGUACAGCGACUUUGAGUGGCUCAGAGCGGAGCUGGAGAGAGAAAGCAAGGUGGUCGUUCCACCUCUCCCAGGAAAAGCUUUCUUCCGUCAGCUUCCGUUUCGAGGCGAUGACGGCAUAUUUGAUGACUCUUUCAUCGAGGAGCGGAGGCAGGGUCUGGAGCAGUUCCUCAACAAAGUGGCCGGUCACCCUCUAGCGCAGAACGAACGCUGCCUGCACAUGUUUCUACAGGAUGAGAUCGUGGACAAGAGCUACACCCCGUCCAAAGUCAGACAAGCCUGAACAGAAAAAAAUACAAAAAAAAGUUGUCUCUGCUUUGCCUGGCCUGGUCUGGUCUGGCCUGGCCUGGCCUGGCCUGGUCUAGCUCUGCUCGGUCUCACUUGGCCCCACAACCCAAAGCUCUCUCCAGGUUCCUCCUGAACGAUAAACAAAGUGAUAGUUUCUCUCAUCGUCACAGCUCCAAAAACCCUACGAUUCAUUGCCUGUUUUUGUUUAAUUACUAACUGAUUAAUGUCUGUUUUCACCUUUUUAGUUGGAGUUAAGAAUGUUCGACACACAGCUGGUCUAAAGUGAUUUAUAGUUCUAUCUCUUUGUCUGGAAAUGCCACUAACACAGAUAUAUAUUAUAUAUUUAUCAUGAAGCAAUGUCCUGAAUAUAUUCUUUUAUACGUUAUCAUGUAUUCGACUUUCUCUGUAUGCAAAGCCACAGCGUUUUGCCGUGGAGGACUGGCAUUUCGCUCAUCAUAACUGAACACGCAUACACGCAUUUGAAGAUGARCCCUGACUUAUUGUUGUCUUUAAAAAAAAAAAGAGUAUGUUUGUGCGCGCGUGCAUGUGUGUUUGUGUGCGACUCUCAACCAGCACCUCCCCAGCUGUCACAACGAUUUCUAGCAAACAAUUUACACAGAGGGAACUGCAGUAUUUCUACUGGCUUUAUGCAUUUUGAGAUUUGUAUACUGCUGUGCCAUUUUUGUUUAUUUUGAAGAUUUUCCAAUAAAACAGGUGAAAUGUC